GAAUGAUACAGGAACGUGUUCUCGAGUUUCUUGUUAAACAGGGUGUGUUACAGCUUGAUAAAAGAUGCCCAAGUCUGCCUUUUUGUUUAAUAUUGCGUUACUGAUCAAGAGGAGCACACUGGAGGAGAAUCACACAGAGGUAUGAAUUCCGCUUUUUAGAAUAAGACAACACCGCAAAAGUGUAGGUUUGCAUUUCAUUAAUACCUUAAUGUUUGAUACCUGCCGUACUGUAUAGUUUAACAUUCUGUAAGCAAAUUCAAUCUCAGACAAGAUACAAAGAUACUACAUUAAGAACGUUAUAUACUUGCUAUGCUAAUAAUACUUGUUUAAGUGGAUGAUUAUGUCCAGGCUUGGUAAAUCCCCCUGUUUUCCUGGGCUUAAAUUCUUUUCAUAGCACAGGAAAAAGCGGUGCCACAUAGAAUAUAGCAUUCAUAUGCUGCAGCAAAAUUAUUCUUUACAUAACGUUGGUGAAUUAAUUACUCUGCAAUUGAAUUAUAUAUAUAUAGUAUAUGUUUGCCUUGGUGCAACCCGCAUAAAAAUAUAUAUAAUCCAAGGAGUAAGGGGUGCAUUCACACAUAUUUUCCAAAUAAUUAUUUUAUUAAUAUAUACAAAAGAUGUCUGUCCCGAUCAACGUUUCAACCUGUUUUGGUUCCUUCUCCCACCCACCCCCCCAUGUAUGCUAUUUGCUAGGAGACAUAAAUGUGUGCAGCCCCCUCUUACAUACAAACAAUUACAUACUUACAGACAAACAGAAAUACACACUCACAGAUAAACACUACCACGUAAAUACAAGCACAGGUCCACACUGCCUUAAAUUGUCUCCCGGAAGAGCUGGUUUUAUCAAUCUGCACAUAUGUUUAAACAGCAACUCGAUAAAUACUUGCAAAAACACAAUAUUCAAGGAUAUAAUUUUUUAACAGUUGGGGUAACAGUUUCUUGAUCCAAGGAGGUAUCUGACUGCCAUUCUGAGGCCGAGAAGGAUUUUUAAACUAGUUUGUUGCUAAAUUUGAAAGUGUUUCAAACUGGGUUCAUGAUGCCUUUUAUCAUUCAACAGCGAAAAAGAUUUAAGAAAGGCUGAACUUGAUGGAUGCAAGUCUCUUUUCAGUCUAUGUGACUAAAUUGAUACAGAUUACAUACUUGUAAACAUAGAAACAUACUACCACGCACACACACACACACACACACACACACAUACAAUAUUUGUACCCAGCUCUGUUUUAGCUGCACCCAAUUUGCCUACAUGCAGAGAUGCAGUGGGACUUGAUAAAGCCCUGAAGCAUAGGGUAAGGUAGGUAAGAAGUCAUCGUGGUUAAAAUCUCAGACAACCAAAAGUAAGCCCUGUGCUCAAACUCCCACUACUCCUGGGCUGUAGCAAUGACUAUAGUACACAUCCGCCUCCAAUACAUACAAUAAAAAACAAAGAAAAAAGUUACUUGCGCACUAUCCUAAAUCCCUAUGUAUCCAAUUUAGAACUGAAUGGAAGCUUGGGGGUACCCGUCUUUCUGGGGGUAACCCAGAUAGCUGGAGAAAUUAUUAAAGAAAGAACUAGAACGGAGUGCCACAAUGAUAAUAAAACUUAACUUUUAUUAGAGAGAUCAAUAAAAAUAAAUAAUUGAUCUAUAAUGCAAAUGUGGUCAAGGUGAAGUUAAAAAAAUGGAGAUUAUACUGGUCUAUAAACAGUUAUGUCGGUAUAUCACUACCAAUAUCCCAGGUAAUAGUACCGCAAUUGUACUCCUAUAUACAUAUGGUAAAGUCUCCUUUAUUUGGAAUAGUGCAAAGUUAUAUCUAUUAAUUGGUUUAUAUAUCGAUCUGUGUUUGUUUGCUCAGGUCUGUGGCUUCUCAGUUGAAAUUAUUGAUAAUGUAAAAUGAUGCUUAAAUUAUUUAAGUGAGUUAUCAAAGAUGGUGAUGUAGCGGAGUAGCAGGGGUUAAUCCAAUAGCUGGCAACAAAGAUUCAGCAUACAAAAUCACAGGAACACAGCAUAAUCCACCUCCCCAAGGACUAGACGACACAUAGUCUGGGAGUCAACUGAUGUCUUUAUUCACAGGUCUGCUUUUAUGCAUUUUUCCCAUGCAAGGGAGGUAACUUUCACAAUUACUACAGUAACCAAUCACACAGUGGUCACCUCCCCUACAUCUCCUCCCCUUAGAUUAACAAUUAACAAGAUUAAUAUGCACACAGUUUUCCCCAAUUUGUGAAAAUAAAUACAGGGGGUACACGGUUGAAUGAUGGGUCCCCUGGUAGCCCUGCUCUGGGUGAGCAACAUACUCAAAAUUCACCCAGAUCGGACCAGGGGUUCGGGAGUUACAGCAGGUGAAAGAUUUGACCGACCGCACGGGCACAGUAGUCGAAAAUAGUUGAUGCAUGAAUUCUGGCCCUGCGGUCGGUCUCUUCUGGGGAAUAAAAAGUCCCGAAAGUCUAUGGCAUCCAGGCUUCAUUUACCGUUCGAAUGAAUCCCCUCGUUCGUGGGAUUCCACAUUCCGAAUGCUGAGGUGUUCGUGUGGUUGAUUCGUGCCUUUUGAGCGUGCUGGAGGUCUUAGCGGUACUUGGUUAGUCGAAUGCCCGGUUUGAGUUCCAGGCGUUCGAUGACCAAGUACCGCUGUUCGUGCGUAAGAUGGCCGCCGCCACGUGUUCGGUAGGCGAAAUGGCGGCCACACACACACUCGCAAUUAACACGCUUUGCAACAUUGUUGCUUUUGGUAAUAGGAGGCACACGACCACACCGGGGUGGUUCCUCGUUCGGUAGUUUCAGAGCAUUCACAUAGAUGAUAGUACAGUCCAUUGGUGAACCGAGUCUCUGCCUGGGCACACAUACGACUAUUAUAAUUCCAGCGUUCAUUCACAAAGAAAAGUUAGUAUCUUAGUGGCAGGAUUUGCCACAGGUGAUAUUAAAAUUUUGCUCUUAUGAAUAAAUGUAUUUAUAUAGCAGAGAUUUCCAUUGGGAUCUAUAAAUCUGUGCUCAUUUGCUCAAGUCUGUGAAUACUUUUUUAACACAUUUAUUCAUUUUGAUCAGAAGAAGCUGGAACAAGUGAUAUAAAUGCAAUGAUCCUACAGAACUGUCUGAUCGAUAUUGUCUUGUUUGCUAAGUCACUCUGGGUAUUUUUGGUGUAUUGACAUUAAACAAAAAAAUAUAUAUUUUGCCUCUAGUAAUACCUUUGUAAAGUUCUUAUUAGUGAUUAAACUGGUUAAUAUAUCUCUCAAUAACCCCCUAUAGUGACUAAAAUAGAAACAGUUCGGUAGCUAGCUGCUUAGAAUCGUUAAGGCUGCUAUAUUCCCCUUCCGGGCUUCUGAUAUUUCUCUGUAAGUUUUUUUAAGUUGCUGUUUCCUAAAUAUUCAUUCUAGGGACAUGGUAGAAAGAGACAUGCUAUCCUGAAAUGACAGUAGUAAUAAUAGUCCCCUCACUACCAUAUCUCUCAAAUUGAAAUACAGAGGAUCCUGAAUACCACGCUUGUAAAUUGCUGAUACACAGAUAAGCGCUUGUUAAAGGGACACUAUAGUCACCCAGACCACUUUAGCUCACUGAAGUGGUCUGGCAGGGCCGCCACCAGAUAUUUUGGGGCCCCUAACUCAGCUCAGGGUCUGGGCCCCCCUCCAAUCCCGCCCACAGGGUCCGCCUCGAAAUCCCGCCCACAGGAAUACACACACAGACACAAAAACACACACACUGAUACAAAAGGACACAUACAGACACAGAUAGAUACUAACAAACACAUAUUGAAACAUACACACAUAUACAGGCACAGGGCCGGACUGAGGAUACAAAGCAGCCCUGGAAAAAAAAAUUAUGCCAGCCCCAUAAGUCAUUGCGCCAUAUAUUGUCACAUAUAAUAUGUAAGGUUAUGUCUUGCCAACCCACAUGAUUGAGUAAUAUAUAAACACAUACAUACAGGUGUGUAUAUACACAUACAUACAUACACACACACACACACACACACACACACACACAACAUAACUAUAUAUUUCCUUUUCUAAUAUAAAAUAUUGGUCCUUUUUAGAGUAAAACAUUUACUUAUACAGUAAGCGAAUUCGCAUGUAGACACAGACAAUCUUACUGACACACACAAGCUCAUUGAUACACAGCCUCAGACCAUGGGCUUGGAACCCCCACAAAUAUUCACAAAUUGCUUUUACUCCAGCAAUUCCAGUCACAAUUGCCACAGCAGUAUCUGUACUGUCUUUACCACUCAGUGCUCUUUACAGCAAUGACCUCACAGUACCUCAUCAAUGCCACUUACUGUAUUGUAUUGUCACAGUACCUCAUCAGUGUCACUUACUGUAUUGCCCUGCCACAAAAUAUCUUACCCCAGCAUUGCCCUUUCACAAAAUAUCUUACCCCAGCACUGCCCUUCCACAAAUUAUCUUACCACAGCACUGCCAUUCCACAAAAUAUCUUGUCCCAUCACUGCCCUGCCACCAAAUAUUUUACCGCAAUACUGCCCUCCUGCAAAUUAUUUUACCCCAAUAUUGCCCUUCUGCAGAUUAUUUUACCCCAGUAUAACCCUCCACAGAGGAUCUUGCUUCAGCACUGCCUUACCACAGUUUAUCAUACUACAGCACUGCCCUGCCAAAUAGUAUCUUACCCCACCACUUUCCUGCCACAUAGUAUUUUACCCCACCACUUUCCUGCCACAUUGUAUUUUACCCCUACGCUUUCCUGCCAUAGAUGAUCUUACAUCAGCAAUGCCCUGCCACAGAUUUUACCCCAUCACUGCCUUGCCACAUAUUAUUUUACCCCAGCACUGCCCUGUCAGAUUAUUUUACCUCAGCACUGCCCUGUCACAUAUUAUUUUACCCCAGCACUGCCCUGUCACAUUACUUUACCCCAGCACUGCCCUGUCACAUAUUAUUUUACCCCAGCACUGCCCUGUCACAUAUUAUAUUAACCCAGUACUGCCCUGUCACAUUAUUUUACCCCAGCACUGCCCUGUCACAUUACUUUACCCCAGCACUGCCCUGUCACAUAUUAUUUUACCCCAGCACUGCCCUGUCAGAUUAUUUUACCCCAGCACUGCCCUGCCACAUAUUAUUUUACCCCAACACUGCCCUGUCAGAUUAUUUUACCCCAGCACUGCCCUGUCACAUAUUAUAUUAACCCAGCACUGCCCUGUCACAUUAUUUUACCCCAGCACUGCCCUGUCACACAUUAUUUUACCCCAGCACUGCCCUGUCACAUUACUUUACCCCAGCACUGCCCUGUCACACAUUAUUUUACCCCAGCACUGCCCUGUCACAUUACUUUACCCCAGCACUGCACUGUCACACAUUAUUUUACCCCAGCACUGCCCUGUCACAUUACUUUACCCCAGCACUGCACUGUCACAUAUUAUUUUACCCCAGCACUGCCCUGUCACAUUAUUUUACCUCAGCACUGCCCUGUCACAUAUUACUUUACCCCAGCACUGCCCUGUCACAUUAUUUUACCCCAACACUGCCCUGUCACAUUACUUUACCCCAGCACUGCCCUGUAACAGAUUAUUUUACCCCAACAGUAGGCUUGAUACCCUGUCACAAAGAGAUCUUAAAUGUUCAGUUGAUCACAAUAAGUAUUUUAAGAGCCCUAUCACAGUGCAAUCUUACCUGUUAAAUGCCCUGUCACACUAACUCCUUACUCCAGCAAACCUUGUCAUGGAGGGAAGGGAAGCCACCUGCCUGCCGCUAUACUGUGCAGUGUAGAGCCGCCGCCGAGCAGCCGCUGGAUAUGGCGUCAUAUGCCUCUCACAUCCGGUGACUGGCACAGAAGCAGCCGCGGCCACAUGGAGGACGAACUCCACAUAUUUUCCUACCUUGUGUCCGCGUGCAGUCACAUCUCAAAGCGGCCCAGGGCCGGCGGCCUACCAGGAAAUUUCCCGGUAUCCCGGUAGGCCAGUCCGGCCCUGCACAGGCAUACAUAGUGACAGACACAUACUAACAUACAUACAGACACACAUGCAUGAGGACAUACACAUACAUACACCGACAUACAUACACACAGACAUAUAUUCAUUCUGGCAUACAUACAUAUAUACAUACAUACAGACAUCCAUUCAUACAGACAUCCAUUCAUUCAGAUAGACAUACAUACACACAUACAUACAUACACAGAUAUAUAUACAUACAUACAUUCAUACAUACUGACAUACAUGCAUACUGACAUUCAUACACACAUACACACGUUUAUAAUGACAUGCAGACAUACAUUCAUAAUGACAUACAUAUAUACAUACAUACAUAAUGACAGGGGUCCUCAAACUUUUUAAACAGGGGGCCAGUUCACGGUCCCUCAGACACUGUUGGGGGCCGGACAAUAAACAAUAUGAACAAAUUCCUAUGCACACUGCACACACACGCAUAAGGACAUAAAUACACACACACACACUGACAUACAUACAUAAACAGACAUAUACAGACAUAUACAUACAUAUUGAAAUACAUACAGAUACAUACAGACAGACAUGCAUACAUACACAUACUGACUUACACACACACACAGACAUACAUACAUACAUACACAAACAUACAUACAUACAUACUAACACACAUACAUACUAACAUACAUACAUACUAACAUACAUACAUACACACACAUACAUACAUUCUAACAUACAUACAUACUAACAUACAUACACAUACAUACACACAAACAUACCUACAUACUAACAUACAUACACACAUACAUACUAACAUACAUACAUACAUACACAUACAUACUAACAUACAUACACACAUACAUACAUACUAACAUACAUACAUACUAACAUACAUACAAACUAACAUACAUAUUAACAUACAUACACACAUACAUACUAACAUACAUACACACUAACAUACAUACUAACAUACAUACACACAUACAUACUAACAUACAUACACACUAACAUACAUACAUACAUACUCAUAUACAUACACACAAAUACAUAUGGACAUACAUACAUACACAUACAUACAUACUAACAUACAUACACAUACAUACACACAGUGGUGUAUCCUGGUUUUGUGCUGCCCUAGGCAGGACAAAACUCAGGUGCCCUCCUCCCCCCGCGCCACCCACACCCAACCCUUUCCCCCCGCCCCACCUUCUAAAUACACACACACACACACACUAACAGACACACACACACACACACACACACAAACACCCACACACACACACACACACACACACACACACACACACACACACAGGACACACACACACACAGUCAGACACAGACACAGUCAGACACACACACACAGUCAGACACACAGACAGUCAGACACACACACACACACACAGUCAGUCAGACACACACAGUCACGGUCGGACACACACACGGUCAGUCAGACACACACACACACACAAACACACAGUCAGACACACACACACACGGUCAGUCCAGACACACACACACACACACAACACACAGUCAGACACACACACACAGUUAGACACAAACACACAGUCAGACACACACACUCCCCUCCCCCAGCCUUACCUUACCUUUGGGAGUGCUGGGGGGAGGGGUUCCUCUUUCUCCCUGGUGGUCCAGUGGCUGCCGGUCGGGCUGAUGGGUUGGCUGAUGGGCGCUGGGCUGCGCUGGCGAGGGAGCUCAGUUCCCUCGCGCACCGCAGAGUGAGGCUGGGAGCCGGAAUAUGACGUCAUCAACCCGGCUCCCAGCCUCACUCUGCGGUGCGCGAGGGAGCUGAGCUCAGAGGAAGAGCUCCCUCGCCAGCCUCCUGCCCGACCAUCAGCCAGCGCCGCCCGCCAGCCCAGUAUGUCAGUUAGCCGCGAGGCCCUGGGCAUUUGGGGGCGGCGUUUUUUGCCGCCCCCUAAAAAAUGCCACCCAAGGCAAAUGCCUUGUUUGCCUCGCGGCUAAUACGUCCCUGCAUACACACACAUACAUACUAACAUACAUACACACACAUACAUACUAACAUACAUACAUAUACAUACUAACAUACAUACACAUACAUACUAACAUACAUACACACACACAAACAUACUAACAUACAUACAUACACACACACACUAACAUACUAACAUACAGCUAAUUUUGCUUACCUUUUUUUUGCAGGUGGAAGGCUGUGGCUGAUGGGAGUCAGCGUGGCUCCCGUGGCCUGGCUUUCUUCCCUCCCGCGUGGCGCGGAGGUGAGGGAGCUGGGACGAAGUGACGGCCACUUCUUCCCAGCAGUACUUUGCGGCUGAGAUUUUUUUAAAGGGGCCCGGUCGCGCUAUUGCACGGCCGCAGCGCUGACCGGGCCCCUGAAGAUAUAGGGCCCAUCGGGUGGCCCUAAGUGCGUGGGCCAUCCGAUAGGCCCCCAACAGCGUGCGGGCCCUGGUGCAACUGCACCGGCGGCAGUUCCGCCGCUACACGUGGGGCCCGUUAUGGUUGUCACCCCCUGAUGGCGGCCCUGGGUCUGGGUGCCCUUCAGAUGUAAACAUAACAGUUUCAGAGAAUUGCAGGGUUAAUCCAACCUCUAGUGGCUGUCUUCCUGACAGCAGCUAGAGGCACUUCUGCGACGCUGGAUGUGAAAUUCGCAUCCAGCAUGCAGAACGUCCAUAGGAAAGCAUUAAGAAAUGCUUUCCUAUGGACUGUUUGAAUGUGUGCGCGGCUCUUGCCACGCAUGCGCAUUCCGCUCCACUCGGGAACCGACGCCGGAGGGGGAGGAGAGGUCACCAGUGCCGGUGCUGGAUUAAUGUAAGUAACUGAAGGGGUUUUAACCCCUUCACCGCCAUGGAAGGGGGGCCCUGAGGGUGGGAGGGUCCUAAGGAUGCUCUAGUGUUUCCUGACACUAUAGUAAUCCUUUAAAUAAAUAUGUCAAGUGGAUACAUAUUGGUUACAUAGAUGUAUCAAAUGUAACUACAAGUUUCCAGAGCUUGGAGUCCUGAUUUAAAUACACCCACUGUUCCUAGUCGAAUGAUAGAUUCUAAGAUAAAGCUAUCCACCAGAAUUACAGAUAGCUCUUAGUAGCAAGUACAUCGAUUUUAAAUAAAUAUCGCACAGAUCAAUAUAGAUAUAAAUUUUUGUCAAGUAGCAAAGUCUCGGGAUCCUGGUUAGAGAAACUAACUAGUUCUGGUCUUAUGAUAAUUGCUAAGAUCUAACUGUCUACCAGGAUCACCGAGAGCCCUUAACUUCACCUUGAGCACAUUUGCAUUAUAUAUAAUGUAUUUAUUUUUCUAAAUCCCUACACACUUAUUAACCCUUAAUGGGGAACACAUAGGGGCUCAUUACUGUAACAUGACUCUGUAAUAGAGAAGCAAAUACAAAAAUACAUAAUUAAGACCUUAACGUGGCAUGUGAAUUUACACUUGAAUAAUAGGGAUUUGGGAUAGUGCCCAAGUAACUUUUUUUUGUUUUUUAUUCUAUGUUUUGGGGCUGAUGUGUACUAUAGUCAUUGCAUACGCGCAAGAUUAGUGGGAGUUUGAGCGCAGUGUCAGUCAGAUAUGCAAGAAUGGGAAUUGGAGAGAGGGCGAUGUCUCUGUCCCCCCCCCCCACCUCCAAAUAUGAAUUGGGAGGAAAAACAGAAAUAAUGGGACCCUCUAACAUACAAAAGAUAUAUAUUUUUUUAAUGUUGGAGCAUUCCUUAACGUUCACAGUACACCCCGAUCGACCCACAUGCUUUAAAAACAAUAAAAAAACUUUGUUUACCCUGUAGUAUGUCACAUUUAUAUGCUGCAGGAUGAAAAUAGUCUAUCAUGGUUAUUCACUAAAACGAGAAUUAAAAAUGAAUUUUAAAUUUAAGACCAAAAUUGUUGAACUGAAGCAUAGCCAAAUAAGAGAAUUUUUCCAGGUCGGCUGUUUUGACCUUAAGUUUUAAAUUCACUUUGUAUUCUCACUUUGGUGAACAACCCUGUAUUUGUAUACGUAUUACUUUAUAAUGCAAAAUAAGAUUUAACCCAUUAUGACUCGCCUACCAUUCCCUAAUCCUCAGGGCUUCCUUUUGUCCACUGCAUCUCUGGGGAGGGAUUGUACACUGAUCAGCCACAAUAUUAAAACCACUGUCAGGUGAAGUGAAUAACAUUGAUUAUAUCGUUACAAGGGCACCUAUAUUAGGCAGCAAGUGAACAGUCAGUUUUUUAAUUUCAUGUGUUGGAAGCAGGAAAAAUGGGCAAGUGAGAAGAUUUGAGUGACUUUGACAAGGGCCAAAUAGUGAUAGCUCGAUGACUGUGUCGGAGCAUCUCAGAAACGGCAAGUCUUGUAGGGUAUUCCCGCUAGGCAGUGGUUAGUACCUAUCGAAAGUGGUGCAAGGAAGGACAACCGGCGAAACAGCGUCAGGGUCAUGAGGAAGAUAUAGCAGCAGGAUGCACUAUGGGAAGAACGCAGGCCGACAGAGGCAGUGUUAUGGUCGGGGAAAGCUUUGCUGGAAAACCUUGGGUCCUGGCAUUCAUGUGGAUGUUACUCUGACAUGUACCACCUAGCUAGAAACUGGUACAGACCACGUACACCCCUUCAUGGCAUGGUGUUCUCUAAUAGCAGUGACCUCUUUCAGCACGCUGAUGCACCCAGCCACACUGCAAAAAUUGUACAGAGAUGGUUUGAGGAACAUGACAGUGUUCACCGUAGUGCCUUGGCUUGGAAAUUCCCCAGAUUUCAAUCUGACUGAGCAUCUGUGGGAUGUGCUGGAACAGCAAAUCUGUUCCAUGGAGGUCCCACAUCGCACCUUGCAGGAUGUAAAGGAUCUGCUGCUAAUGUCUUGGUGCCAGAUACCACAGGACACAUUAAGAGGUGUUGUGAUGUCUUCGGAGCUGUUUUGGCAGCAUGAGUGGGACCUACAUGAUAACAGGCAGCAGGUUUUAAUGUUGUGGCUGAUGGGUGUAUAACACCAUCUCUCUCAUGUCCUUAAACUGCAAUAAAUGUGAUUAGAAAUCAUUCUGUGCAAAUAGGACACAUUAUUCUUGUUCUAAAUUACAGUUUAGUUGCAAAAAUUAUUAAUAAGUCACCUGAAAUUCCUCAGAGCAGCCUCGCCCUGAAAGUAACAAUCUAUCUUUAAAUUCUCAACGUUAAUCGAGAAUGCUGAUGGAAAAUCCAUUCCCACUUUGAAACUGUAGGGUCUUAUUCACAAAACAUAAGUUGGAUAUUUUUUUCAAAGCAACCACCCCUUGAUUUAAUUACAACAAUUCUAAACCUAUUUUUUUUCCAUGUUUUAUUCCAUAGAUUGUUCUACAUCAUAAUCUUUCUGAAAAUCGAAUUCCUAAUAAUCUGAAUAAUGUCCGCAAUGAUGACCCAGUCUUGCCUGCCACUCUCUCAUGAGACACAAAUAUACGGGAAAAUUAAGACCGUUGGGACACUAGCUGUAGGCAAAGAUGUGAAUGUUGUUUUAUCAGUUACAAACCCAACAGAUAUACCAAAGGAUUUGAACAUUAAAAUCAGAGCCUGCUCAAUCAUUUACACCAGGAAGGAAAUACACGAGCUCUUGAAUGAAUGCAAGAAACUUCACGUGAAACCCAAAGAAGGUAAAUUUACAUUAUAAGUUCUAUAAAUUAAAAAUUUUUUAAUUUUAAUUCUCACCAUAGGUAUGUAUUGUAAAUGUGUAAUAUAAGUAUUGCAGAAUGAUAUACAUGCAAUCUCCCACUUAAAGGACCACUCUAGGCACCCAGACCACUUAAGCUUAAUGAAGUGGUCUGGGUGCCAGGUCCCUCUAGGAUUAACCCCUUUUUUUAAUAUGUUUUUUAAUAUUUUUUAUAUGUUUAUGUUAGGGUUAAUCCAGCCUCCAAAUCCUCUAGUGGCUGUCUUAUUGACAGCCGCUAGAGGCGCUUGCGUGAUUCUCACUGUGAAAAUCACAGUGAGAUCACGCCAGCGUCCAUAGGAAAGCAUUGUAAAUGCUUUCCUAUGAGACCGGCUGAAUGCGCGCGCAGCUCUUGCCGCGCGUGCGCAUUCAGCCGAAAGGGAGGAGACGAGGAGGAUCGGAGGCAGAGAGCUCCCUGCCCGGCGCUGGAAAAAGGUAAGAUUUAACCCCUGAGGGGUGGGGGCACCCUCAGGGCACUAUAGUGCCAGGAAAACGAGUAUGUUUUCCUGGCACUAUAGUGGUCCUUUAAGCUUUCUAUUUCCUGCUAAUGGUUCUGUUGCAUUAGGUGCAUCAAAACUACAAUUAAGGCAAGACAGAAUUCCAUGAACCCACAAAUUCUAUGGCAUUCUAAAUUAUUACUAGAGGCGUGAUGUUUGUGCAACAUCAGUUCAAACAGAUUGUAGGAGUUAGACAGGGCCGGACUGGGAAUUAAAAGCAGCCCUGGAAAAAAAAUAUUUACCAGCCCCAUAAUGCAUCGCGCCAGCAUAGUGUGCAGAUACAGAGUUAGAACAGAUAACUUAAAAUUAAAAAGUACUUCAACGUAAAAAGCGCACUAAUAGGCUUCAAAAUAAACAAAAGUGCAGAUUUAUUUUAAGCAGACGUGCCUUUGCAUGUAAUCAAUGUUUCAGUCCAACUACCUUGACAUAUUAAGGAAAGCUUGUUAAUGGGACUGAAAUGGUGAAUGUAUGUAGGGCACAACUGUAAAAAUGUUUUAUUUUGAAGUCCUGUGGGUGUGCUCUUCACUUUAAAUAUGUUAUUAUGCUGGAGUAUGCACCUAGCAUCAAGACUGGGCCAAUAUCUGCUCAUUACAUAUGGUACAUAUUAAUGAAAUUUCUCUGUGUAUUAUGCAUUUAUAAAUGUACAUUAAUAUGUGUAAAUAUAAUAUAUAUAUAAAUAUAACUAAUAUACACAUUAAUAUACAUGUCAUAUACUAGUGGCGGAUCCAGAGCCUGAGCCUGAGAGGGGCACUUGUAGAUUAUUUAAAGAAAUAUUCCAUGCACAAUAACCACUACUUCUCUGUGUAGUGGUUAUGGUGCCAGGAGCGUCGGCACCCCCUCCCAGAGUAAGUAGUCAAACCGUUUAAGAACAGUUUGACAACUUACCUGGAGUCUGCUGGGAUAUGGGGCUGUAGUAGGGUAUAGGAGCAGUGGUGCAAUGUGUGUGAAAGGUUCAGUGUGUGGUGGGCAGUGUGUAAAUGUGUAUGGUGUGUGUGUGUGGGGGCAGUGUGUGAAUGUGUAUGGUGUGUGUGUGUGGGGGGCAGUGUGUGUAUGGGGCUAGAGUUCACUCCUACUACUGGGACCACCAGGAAGUGGUGAGAGUGAACUCUAGCCCGUAGCUCCAGGGCUAGAGUUCACCCUCGUGAGAGCCGGAGCAUUGCCCCAGGUCCUCUCUUUCUCCCCUGCCGACUGGCUGAACGGUGCCGGCCAGCAGGGGAAAGCGUUGCCCCCCCAUCCACCAGUGAUAUAUACUGCCCCUAUGUGUGUCUCUUUAUCUCCAGCCCCUCUGUGUGCCUUUUUGUCUCCCCCAGUCACUCUGUAUGUUUCUUUUUCCCCCUCACUGCUCCUCUGUGUCAAUGUCUCCCCUCUCCUUCCCAGUCUCUCUCUCCCCCCUCUGCCUCUUUCUUCCCCUCCCCUUGUGUGUCUCUCUCUCAUUUCUCCCUCUUUGUCUCUCUCUUCCCCUCUGCCUCUUUCACCCCCUUUCCCUGUGUCUCUUCCUCCCCCUUUCCCUGUGUCUCUCCCUCCUCUCCAUCUCUCUCCCUUCCCCCUUUCCCUGUGUCUCUCCCCAUCUCUCUCCCUCCCCCCUUUCCCUGUGUCUCUCCUCCUCCCAUCUCCCUCUCCCCUUUCCCUGUGCCUCUCUCCAUCUCUCCUCUCCCUCCUUCCCCUGUAUCUCCCCAUCUCCUCUCCCCUUUCCCCUGUGCUCUCCCUCCUCCCCAUCUCCCACCCUCCCCCUUUCCCCCUGUGUUCCUUCCCAUCUCUCCCUCUCCCCCUUUCCCUGUGUCUCCCCUCCUCCUAUCUUCUCCCAAUCUCUCUCCCUGUGUCUCUCUCCCUCCUCCCAUCUUCUCUCUCCCCUUUCCUGUGCUCCUCCCUCUCCUCCCCAUCUCUCCCUCCCCCUUUCCCUGUGCUCCUCCCUCCUCCCCAUCUCUCCCUCCCUUCCCUGUGUCUCUCCCUCCUCCUCCCUCCCUCUCUUUUCCCUGUGUCUUCUCCCUACUUCCUCUCCCUCCUCUUUCCUGUGUUCUCUUCCCUCUCCCCUCUCCUGUGUGUCUCUCCCUCCCUCCCUCUCCCUCUCUUUCCUGUGUUCUCCCUAUCUUCCUUCCCUUUCCUGUGUUCUCCUCUAUCUCUCUCCCUCCACCUCUUUUCCCUGUGUCUCUCUAUCUUCUCUCCUCUUUUCCUGUGUUCUCUUCCUCUCUAUUCCUUCUCUCUCUUUUGGCUUGGGGCUGCCAGCUUCGGCUGGUGUUUGGCUUAAAUACAAAGGAGGGAGGAGGAGGCCUUCUGUACUAUGCCUCGCGUUCUCUCGCACAGACAUGCUCUCUCCAUCAACAGCUGCUGCAGUGACAGAGCAGGGCCACCGGACUGGGAAGCCUACCCGCCCGCGGCUCCUGUGCCAGGAACGCGGGCGGCCCCCAGGUGCCGUGGCCCACCGGGAAAUUUCCCGGUAUCCCGGUGGGCCAGUCCGGCCCUGGAGUUAGAGGAGCACGAUGGACACUGCAACCAAUUUAAUAAAAUGCUAUCCCUCCAUUCAGUGUUAAAUUUACAAGCAGUGUAUGAGGGUUCAUGGCCACCCAAAGCCUGUCCACCAUUGGAGUUAUGGCUAAGACAGAGUUUACACACUUCUUUAGCCAUACCAAUUCAUACCAACAAUGGUGAUCUUGACAGGGUGAAAGCAGUCAGCUAACCCUCUCAGACAAUAACUAGCAUCCGUUGCUGCUCAGACUAAUGCUCCCCUCAUUAGCCUAAGCAGGGAUUGGGCUGCUGGGGACUUUCAUUCAGCAUUAAGUCAUUGUGGCAGCCUAUUCAUGGGAGACCCAUGCGUUGCCGCCAAGGGCUCCCUUUCAUUCGUGAUUAUAGCUGUAUAGCACGCUCACCCAAACACUAGCCAAAACUUAGUGAAGGGUGAAGAAGAAUUGUUUUAUUUGGGUCAAGUGCCUUUAAAAAGAUUCGGUCACCAAAAGGAGGCCAACAGGGAUACAGGGAUACAGUACCUGGUGCCUGGUCUGUACCUAACCAGAUAAUUUUAUUAGCAGCCAGACACCUAGGCACGCCCACUCUGUCAAAAAAGCACUCAGAUCAGGAGGUGUCUAGAGUUAGCUAGAAGUAAAGUUUUGACUGGGGCUAGACUGUCCUCCAGAGUUCUGUGGAACUCUGGAUGAAAAAUCACGGUCACAUGAAAUUAUGUCGGGUUACGUCAGUAAAUGAAGCUCCCUCAAGUCCUGGUAACAUUCGAUACCUCACCACCCUCUCUAUCACCCCUCCAAAUAGCGCUCUGGCAGGUGACUCCCCGACUGAGAUUGCCCUUGAGAAAGUUUAACCCGGAGUUCCAGUGAGUUUGUGUGUUGCUCCCGGUCAGGCGCCUCUUUGACUUUCCUCCUGGUCUGUGAUGAUUCCUGGAAAGGGGUGCUGUGCUGGAAGGCAUGGGCUGGAAGGGUAAAUGUUAGGAUUAUAGUCCUUUUUUAUCAGUCCUGGGUGACUGAAAGCAUUGGUUUAUCCCUAAAAGGAAGGUUGAUGCCAAAGGGACUCCAGAUUAUGAAACCACUUCAAUGAGAUGAAGCGCUUACACUGCCUAUUGUGUUCCUUUAAUAUUGGAUGGACCUAUAAAAUCCAUUAUGCAACUUAAAAUGGGUUUGAUUUUUUUGACUCCACUAAAACCAGAAAUGCAAUGACAAUUCUCUAGGCUCAGACUUUCUUUUCAGGUUAUUUCUCAUUUCUAAAGAGUUGUCUGCUCUCCUGAUCGAAGUCAACUAUUAUAAUUAUAUCCCAGAUUACUGUUUCACUAAGAUUUUUUUUUUUUAUUGUCUCACAGUGGGCAAAUCGUUCAGAUUAUCUCAUAUCAGGGCCCAGAUUUUAACAAUCAGAUUUCAGAGUUCAGAUUUGAGCUGUCUGGCAGUGUUCGGCAUGGCUGCAUUCUGGACCGAAUGUAGGCUUGUUUAGAGCAUGCUCUGCAAAAUCUAGAUAUUGUUUUACAGACAUUUGUUCCAAAUGGCCCCAUACAAAAUGGACUGUUUUUGCCUAUUCAGUACAGGAACAUUCUAAAAAGUCCAGAUAUAUAAAUAUUUUUUUUUAUUUUGACAACUUUUUGUGACAUUGAACUUUCAUCAAAGCUACCGUUGGGGCCUCACAUAUGAUCCAAUUAUGUAAAAUAGUUUUCAUGGCAGUAUAACGAAUGUUUAAACCCAAAUUAAAUCUUGGUUGUUGGAGGUGGUUCAUGGAGAUGGUAGGGUCCAAAGGAUAGAUUAAAGUAAAAAGUUUGUCUGUCUUUAGAGGAUAUUAGAAUAGCUAGCACCUGCAAACGGUACAUGAGUUUUGUAAGGAUUCAGGGCCGGACUGGGGAUACGAAGCAGCCCUCGAAAAAAAUCUAUGCCAGCCCCAUAAGUCAUUGUGCUAUGUAGGGUGUUUAUAUAUAUAUAUAUAUAUAUAUAUAUAUAUAUAUAUAUAUAUAUAUACACACACACAUAUACAAUUGAAAUAGUUGGCUGCACUCUCGGAUUUCCUGAAAAUGUAACUUUUAUUGAAAUAUUUAAGAGAAGAUCAAUGUUUCAGUCCCUCUUGUGGACUUUCGUCAUGAUCCUGAUGCAAGUCCACAAGAGGGACUGAAACGUUGAUCUUCUCUUAAAUAUUUCAAUAAAAGUAAAAUUUUAAGGAAAUCCGAGAGUGCAGCCAACUAUUUCAAUUGCCUAUAUAUAUACUGGAUACUGGAGCCCUGGUGAUGCAACAGUGUGUGUGUAUAUAUAUAUAUAUAUAUAUAUAUAUAUAUAUAUAUAUAUAUAUUUAUUUUUUUAUUGAUACAUUUCUUCUUCUAAUUCAAAAUAUUAGUUCUUUUAGGGUAAUUAAAUUAUACAGUAAAGCAUACUCACACACAGACAGACAAAACUGAUGCACAUAAAUAGGCUCAUUGACAAUGACACACACAGACAAGGUUACUGGCGCACACACAAAUUUAGUACAGACAAACUCUGAUACACACACACAAGCUUACUAUAGACAAGCUCACUGUCACACACACACGCUCACUACAGACAAGCUCACUGAUGCGCACACACUCUCCCUACAGACAAGCCCAUUGACACACACGCUCCCUACAGAAGAGCUCACUAACACACAGAUUCACUACAGACAAGCUCACUGACACACACAUGCUCACUACAGACAAGCUCACUGACACACAUAUGGUCACUACAGACAAGCUCACGAUCACACUCAUGCUUACUACAGACAAGCUCACUGUACACACAUGCUCACCACAGACAGGCUCCGACACACCCAUGCUCCUUACAGACAAGCUCACUAACACACACACACAUAUGAUCCCUACAGACAAGCUCACUGACACACAUACAAGCUCACUCACUAGCAGGCACACACAAACUCACUAGCAGGCACACACACACACACACACACACACACACAGACAGAGACUCCCUCACUAGCAGAUGUGCGCACACACACACAGAGGCAGACAGUCACUGACACCCAGGCAGACAGCCACACACACACACACACAGGCAGACAGUCACUGACACCGAGGCAAACACCCACACAUACAAAGACAGGCAGACAGCCACACACAUACACAGACAGACAGCCACACACUCACACAAACACACACACACAGGCAGACAGUCACGCACACACAGGAAGACAGUCACGCACACACAGGCAGACAGUCACGCACACACACAGGCAGACAGUCACGCACAGACAGUCACACACUCACAGACAGUCACACACUCACGUGGAGGGCAAGUUUUGCACCAGGGUCCUGUAGUUUCUGGUUACGCCUCUGUUUCCAACCUUAUUGAUAUGAAGGAGAAUACAAGAGUAAGGGAAUUAUGAGGUUGGAGAGGAUAGGGUAUUAUGGGAGCCUCCUGUUGCAGAUUUGCCUCAGGCCUCACUAAAUCUAGAGUCACCUCCUUCUAUUUCUUGGCAUACCUAUGGCAAGAGUGAGAAUGUUAUUUAACACCAGCUGUCCUAGUAAUUAUAAAAUGAAACAUGAAGUUAAUGCAAUGGCUUGAGUUAUGACUUUACUACCCUGCAAUUGUAUGAUUUAUUAUGGCAGGAAGUACAGCUUAAUAAAACACAUUAGUCAGUGGAUUGGUCAUGCCGUUUAUGCAUUGACCUAUGGUCACACAAUUGACUAAUUUAAAAAAAAUUAAAAUAUAGACCUAGAGGUUCCAGCCUUCAAGUGUCUGUGCUAAUUCAUCCAGAAGAAGGAAUCUAAAGCUAUGAAACAUAUUAAAGGGACACUGUAGUCACCAGAACAACUACAGCUUAUUGAAUUUAUUCUGGUGAGUAGAAUCAUUACCUUCAGGCUUUUUGCUGUAAACACUGUCUUUUCAGAGAAAAUGCAGUGUUUACAUUACAGCCUAGUGAUAACUGAACUGGCCACUCCUCAUAUGGCAGUUAGAGAUCCUUCCUGGGUCAUGGCUGCCUAAAAUGCAUCCAAACAUUCAGUAUCUCUUCCCUCUGCACGCAGACACUGACCUUUCUUCAUAGAGAUUCAUUGAUUCAAUUCAUCUCUAUGAGGAGAUGCUGAUUGGCCAGGGCGGUGUUUGAAUCAUGCUGGCUCUGCCCCUGAUCUUCCUCCUUAUCAGUCUCAACCAAUCCUAUGGGGAAGUACUGUGAUUGGAUCAGGCUACCACUUCUGAAACAGGGACAAAGCCUGCAGCUUCUGGCUUGAAUACAAGUAAGAUUUUACUAUUUUUAGGGACGCAUAAGGGGCCUAGGGGGGCUAGAUGUUGGUUUUAACUCUACAGGGUCAGGAAUACAUGUUUGUGCUCCUUUAAUGCAAUUUAUUUUUUUAGUUGCAAACUUCUCUCCAGCAUUUCAGACAGGACAGAGCUAUUCACUAAACUGAGAAUUGCUGGGCAAUCACAGCACGUUUAAAAUUUUAGGCCAAAAUAGCCAAACUUGAAAAGUUCUCCAAGUCAUUUAUGUUUCCACUUUGGCUACUUUGACCUUAAAUUUGAAAUUUAUUUUGAAUUCCUGACAGACUAACACAGAGUGAAGUCACCAGAAGAGUCAAGUGCCAGCAAAGAAAAAAUAGGAAGGUGUAGAACAUUGCACCAACAACAAACUGAAUUCUAAACAAAUUGAUACAUUUCCAUUUAAGGACAUUUGCUGCAAAAUCUGGGUUAAAGGACCACCCUAGGCACCCAGACCACUUCAGCAUAAUGAAGUGGUCUGGGUGCCAGGUCCUUCUAGGAUUAACCCUUUUUUUUUUAUAUAAACAUAGCAGUUUCAGAGAAACUGCUAUGUUUAUAAUAGGGUUAAUCCAGCCUCCAAAUCCUCUAGUGGCUAUCUCAUUGAUGCAUUCAGCCGAAAGGGAGGAGAGGAGGAGGAUCGGAGGUGGAGAGCUCCCCGCCCGGCGCUGGAAAAAAGGUAAGUUUUAACCCUUUCCUCUCCCCAGAGCCCGGCGGGAGUUGGACCCUGAGGGUGGGGGGUAUGUUUUCCUGGCACUAUAGUGGUCCUUUAAGCUUCUGAGCCAUGUAAACUCCAGCUUUUUUAAUGCCAUAAACAUACUGAUUUCAACAGAAACACACUGUUUUGUAAUAUAAAACAAAAUCUAUGUGUUUGUUACAAUAAUAUAUAUUUGAAACAAAUGCCGACUGUUUUGAGUCCAUGGUGCAAACUUUUGAAGUGUACAGUGGGAUUUAAGUCUGCUAUUGCGUAUAAGAAAUAUAGCAUUAAAGGAUCAUUAUAGUGUCAGGAAAACGAGUCACUAUAUAAUCCUUGGUGUCCCCCCAAUCUCAGGACCUCACUCCCGCUGGGCUGAAGGGGUUAAAACCCCUUCGGCCACUUACCUUAAUCCAGCGCCAGGCUCCCUCAGCGCUGGUGACCUCUUCUUCCCCUCCAAAGUCAGCUCCCGAGUGGCACCGAAUGCGCAUGUGCGGCCAGAGCGGCGCGCACAUUAAAAAACGCCCAUAGGAAAGCAUUUUUAUUAAUGCUUUCCUAUGGACGUUCAGCAUGCUCAAUGUGACUUUCGCAUUGAGCGUCGAGGAAGCGCCUCUAGCGGCUGUCAGGAAGACUGCUACUAGAGGCUGGAUUAACCCUGCAAUGUAAACAAAGAAGUUUCUCUGAAACUGCUAUGUUUAUAUCUGAAGGGUUAAAACCUGGGGGACCUGGCACCCAGACCACUUCAUUGAGCUGUAGUGGUCUGGGUGAAUAUAGUGGUCCUUUAACAAAUUAGAUUGUUUUUACAUCCUAUCCUUUGUCUGAAUUGCUAAUUCAGUUAGAACAUCUACUAAAUUAGAACUCCUAAAUGUCUGUCUAUCCAUCCAUCUUUCCAUUCACCUAGUAUGACAUUUGAAGAAAGAAAUAAAGAAAAUAAUUCACUAAACUUGGUGCUUGGUGAAGAAUCCCAUAAAAGUCAUGUUUUGCUAAAUAUCGUGGAAGUCAUGCUACAAUGCUUGUUUCUAAUUUGCAGAGAAGGAGAUGCCAGUAACCAUAACAUAUAGCCAGUACGAUGGACUCUUGACUGCAGAUAACAUGAUCGAAGUGACAGCUAUCUGUUCAAGUGAAAAAACCAAUGAGACAGUGCUGAUACAAACCGACAUCGUCUUAAAAAAUCCAACAAUUGAAAUAAAGGUAAUAUUAAAAAUUUAUAGCACAUACAGUUGCAAUCCAAAUUAUUAAAUCCACAUUGAAAAUCUGAUUUAUUGUCAACAUUUACAGACUUUCAGCUGUUUGCAGUGAACAAAUCAAACACAUGCAAUUGAAAUAGCUCAACACAACUGAUGCUUGAAGUGGUUUCCCCAAAAUGCAACUUAUGACUUCUCCAGUUUCAAAAUUAUUCAAUCCUCUGAAUAGAAUCUGUCACAAUGCACAAAUAUGCAAAACAGGUGUUGUCUCAAGCACACAUGAUGCAAAUAAUUAAGGGCUUCAUUAGUUGCACCAGGUGUGCCUGAGAUGCAAUACUUGAAAUAGUUGAACUGACUAGGGGUUUGUUAAGUGUCACAUUUAACUGCAUGUUAGAAAUAUGGCUAAGUCAAAAGAAUGGUCUACAAAGUUAAGAGAUCAUCGCCCUUCACAGACAUGGAACAGCAUACAAAACGAUAGCGAAGGCACCAUAUGUUCCUAGAGUUACCGUUGAGAGUGUAGUUUGCAAGUUCAAAGUUGAAGGAACAGUGGUUACACUACCUGGAUGGGGCAGAAACAGGAAGCUUUCAAUGGCGGCAACCAGAUUUCUAAGAAGGCAGGUUAUAAAAAACUCUCGAGUGACUGAAAAAGACCUGCAGCAAGACUCGGUGGCCACAGGCACUGAUGUUUUAAUGAGUACAGUAAGGUGUGCACUAAACCCAAACGAUUUCCAUGCCAGAACUCCAAGACAUACCACUACUGACUCAAAUGCACAAGAAAAGUCAAGUCCAAUGUGCUUAAAAGUCAUAUAAAUAAGCCACAGAAGUUUGGGGUUCGGUGGAGCAUUAAACAAAACUGAAAGGCCUAAUGGAUAAAGAAGAAUGAAGUAUACUCCUAAAAGAACACUCUGCCUACAGUUAAGCAUGGUGGUGACUCGGUGAUGCUCUGGGGCUGCUUUGCAUCCUCUGGCACUGAAAACCUGCAGCGUGUGGAAGGCGAGACGGAUUCAUUAAAGUAUCAGGAAAUCCUAGGAUAAAACAUCAUGCCAUCUGUGAGGAAGCUGAAGCUUGGGUGUCUUUGGACCUUCCAACAAGACAAUGAUACCAAGCAUAUCUCAAAUUCCAACAAAGCAUGGCUGUAGAAAAUUCUACAGUGGCCAUCACAGUCAUCUGACUUGAACCCCAUUGAAAAUCUCUGGUGGGAUUUGAAGAAGGCGGUUGCAGCACGCAAACCCAAGAAUAUAACUGAAUUGUAGGUCAUUGCUCAUGAGCAAUGGGCUACGAUUUCUCAGAACCAGCUGGUGUCUGACUAUGAAUAUCGUUUGCAGCAGGUCAUAACAGCAAAAUUGUGCUCUACUUAGUACUAACGAUGUUUGCCAUGAAGGGGUUUGAAACUGAAGAAGUCAUUAUAAGUUGCAUUUUUAGCUGAAUUUGGGAAACCACUUGAAGCCCUUGUUGUGUCGAGCUAUCUCAAUUGUUUUUGUUUGAUUUGUUCAUUGCAAACAGCUGAAAGUCUUUAAAUUGUGACAAUAAACCUGAUUUUCCAUGGGGGUUGAAGUAUUUUGAUUACAACUGUAUGUUCAUGAUGGCGCUUUGUGACUUUCUGUAAUGCUGUUUAUUCAUUGUUGUAGCUCGUAGUCGCUUAAUUUUCCUAUUCAUGGUUUUUCAUUAUUGCCCAGGGCAGGAUUUGCCAGUAGGCAGGUAAAGGCGGAUGCCAAUAGACACUUAUCUGCUAGAUGUUCCCACCCAUCCACUCCUUACUUACACUGGUAGUGGUAAAGAAAUCCCAUUUGUGGCUUUCUUGUGGAUUAUUGUGCCAGCAGGUGCCCAAAAUGCAAAUCUAGCCUGCCUUAUGUCUCUUUUCGACUGGGACACAUACCCAGAGGCUCCUUUAGAGUUCUAAACCAAUAAAUCCCCAAACAAGUAUAUAACAGGUGCUUCGCAGUAGAAAAUAAUAAAUAAAUCAAAUUAUUUUAAAAUCAACUCUUAGCUGCUUCCAACACUCUUCUAACACAAUAUACAGUGAUAACAUAAAUAGAAAUAAAAAAUUCGAGUGGAGCGCUUCAGUGCAAAUCACCUUACUAAAGUGAUGUCCUGCUUAGUGUGGAUUAACACUACACCCCAAAAGUGUAUGGUCCCAGCAAAACCUGCUCCACCAAUGUCUGCUGGUGAAGUAUCUCUUAAUACCGAGUUUCCCUGAAAAUAAGACUGGGUUUUAUAUUCAUUUUUUCCCCCCCGGAAAAUGCACGAGGGCAUAUUUUCGGGAAAAAUGUUGGUAGAAAGCAGGUCUAUGUUCAGGGGAAUUCCCCCGAACAUAGACCAAUUCACUAGGGCAUGGAAUCCUGCAAAUCUAUGUUUGGGGAAAAUUCCCCAAACAUAGAUUAGCGAAUGACUAGGAUUUAUAUUCAGGGGUAGGGCUUAUAUUAAAAGUAUCCCCCGAAAAUAAGAUGGGGCUUGUGUCUUAUUUUCGGGCGAAACACAGUAUGUGUAUAUAUAUAUAUAUGUGUUGGCACUAUAUAAAUAUAAUAAUAAUAUACAGGAGGGCCAUUCCUUUUCUACGUUACUUCACACGUCAACUAUGCUAAAGUAUCCCAGAACUUUACUUCUGGAAAUUAAUGUCACCAAUUCCUGGAUUAUAUUGGUUAUUGUUAAAUGAACUUUGUGAGCUGUAGUGGUUAUGGUGCUUGGGAUGUUCCUAUAACCUUUUCUUACAUUAUGAUGUCUGUCGUUCUAUUACUCAUUGUUAUGUGCUUAAAUUUAAAAUAAAAAAAACAGGAUAAAAAAAGAUGAAAUUCUAGCCAAAAUAAAUUCUGUGGACUAUCAGAGGUUUGCUUCCAGAGUGAUAGCCUUUGUAAUAAUAUACAACUGAGGAUAUUGUAUUUUUUUUUUCAUUGUAGGUCUUAGGGAAGGCCUAUGUGAACAAACCAGUCACUGCAGAAAUAGUUUUCACAAACCCACUUGACCUAGAAGUGUCUGAUAUGGUGGUCAAUGCUGAAGGCAGUGGCUUGCUCAAGGAUCCUCUCACAAAAAGGUAAUUUUUCCAAAUGUCACAUUUCUGUAUCUGAAUCAUUUAAAUUGUGUCUGCCUUUUUGACGCAAGAUGCACAGAGAAAGGGGUUCAGGAACCCUAGAAAGCCAAGACACUGUCCAAUAUAAUAAACCAGAAUGCCAGGACACACAAAGGUUUAUUCACUGAAGUGAGAAUUGUUGGGAAAUCGAAAUAAAUUUAAAAUUUUAUGCCAAAUAAAAAAUAUAAAAAAGGGGCGCAUCAAACUUUUUAUUAAAAGUCCAAAUUAUUUGGAUAGUUGCAUGCACUAGACAAUUGAAGAACCUAAAAACCCCACAAAGGUGCUGAGCUCAAAAUAUAUAUAAAAAAAUGCAAAUUUAGUGCAAUUCAAAAUACAAAUAUAAUAUUUUCCAAGUUCCCAUAAGAUCGUUUUCAUUGUAAAACGAAAAAAACAAAACACAGGUACCUAACCUUAAUGCCUUGUAGGCUCAUCCUGUCAUAAUUAAAUAAGAAUACUGCAGUCAUUUUGUUUCUAUGUGGAACUUUGAGACUCUUUGUAUCUGAAUUCAAGAGCCAGAACACUUUAUUGAAAUGUCCACUGUGUAGCCAGCAACUCUCCCAGUUAAUUACUAGCAGCCAUAAGUGCCUAGAGCAGAGCUAGACCCUGAUAAACGCUAGCCGAUAAAUUGACGGAUUGAUCUUGCAGAAUCACAAACAUCUGAGAGCUACCUGAACAGAGAGAAAAAUAUAGAUUUUUGGCAGUCAAAAUAAAGGGGGGCUGGGAGGUAUAGCUCUCUGCUAAAGUACUAGACUGCCCUGCUGUGGUGACAAUGCAGGAUGACGCCAGAUGAUGUCACUGAUGAUGUCACCAGUUUCACAAAGAUUAAACAUAAUGUCAACAAAAAUGCAAAGGAAGGAAGCAAAACAAAGACGCUUUAUAAGAAAACAUAAUUGGGAUUACAUAGUCUAAUAUUACUAUAAAAUCAGAUGAAAAAUAUAAUUAAAAAAGCUACAGGCGUACAACACCCUUUUAUAAGAUCACCUUGGAGGAUGACCAAAUCUGUUUUUUUUCAGAACAAUGGGCUAUUUAUUUAUUCACAAUAAAGAACAGUUCAUCUUUUCCCAUGAUGUGUCAGGAGCCACCCAAUGACAAAUUUAUAUUACAGUACGAAUCAACGUGUCAACGUUUUUUGAUUAUGACAGUGUAAAUAAUUGUCAACCAGUGUCUGCUUUUCUUGGCUGAGAAACACAAUAAAAAAACACAAACCCUAAGUGAUACAUUACAAACUUUCCCUCGGUUUUUCCCAUAUGAUAUGAUGCAGUUUCAGGAUUUCCUGACCUCUUUCAUGUCUCCAAUAUGAAAUCAUGUUCCAUCAAAUCGCCACACAGGUCUUAUUCCAUAAUUAGUUUAAAGGAAAUUGUUAGCAGGGGAUAACUCCAUUUGUUAACACUAAAUCUAGUAUGGCCUCCUUACGAGUUGACUCCUCAAUGACUUGUUUUAGAGACAAUCCCAGUAGGGAGUUUAGAAUAUGUGUGCUCCUGGCACAAGUAGCUAAUUUUGUUUUCCAAUUUACAUCUAGAAGAUUAAAGUCACCCAUGAUAAUAACUUCCUCCUCCAUUGUCAUUUUAGCUAUUUCCUCAACUAGUAGAUUAUCUAACUCUUCUAUUUGUUCAGGGGGCCUGUAAAUCACACCUACAUGAGUUACUGUGUGAUUACCAAAUUCUAACGUAACCCAAACGGACUCUAUAUUCACCUUUCUACCGUUUAGUAGGUUAGAUUUAAUGCCACCCCUCCCCAUUUCUUGCCUUCCCUGUCUUUUCUAUAUAAAGAGUACCUUGGUAUUGCUAAGUCCCAGUCAUUUUUACAUUAUACCAUGUCUCAGUAACAACCACUAAAUCUACAUUCUCAGUUGCCAUUAUUGCCACAAGUUCAUGGAUCUUAUUCUCGGAACUGCAAGCAUUUGUAGACAUGACUCUAAGCUUCUAAUUUUUUAACACACUCACUACAGUUAUUUUCUGUCCUCGUUUUGGGGAGAAAUUGGAUUGUUUUAUCACCCUUUUGCCCCCCCUCCUAGUUUAAAUACUCCCUAGCAAAACCUCUGAACUGCUCUCUGAGAACAUUUGCUCCCUUUUGAGAAAAAUGGAGACCAUCUUUUUUGUAUGGUUUAUUUAUUUUCCAAAUUUAUUUAUUCAUAAAAUAUAUUACCAGGAAAGAUACAUUGAGAUUUCUCUUGUUUUCAAGUAUGUCCUGGGUCCACAAAUCAUUGCAUUGUUACAUUAGGUACAACAAAAUACAAAAACAAUAUUAAUACACAAUAUAUACAAAAUUUAACAUAGAACAGGCAGGAAAUAUAUAAUCAACCAUGACACGUGCAUUCUGUUUUGAGGUAUGUAGAGAGGGAUCUCUUAAAUGACUUUAGGCUUAGGGAAGAUUUUAAAUUGUGCGGGAGGUCGUUCCACAAUUGCGGUGCUCUGUAGGAGAAGGAGGAUCGGGCCGCUUUCUUUUUGUAUUGAGGUAGACUAAGUAAAGUGCUUGUACUGGAUCGGAGCUUAUAGAAAGUGGGAACAGCUGGGGAAAGCAUUUUGUUCAGGUAGGGUGGGAGUUUCCCAGAAAAGCUCUUAAAAACAAGGCUGGAAAGAUGAAGGGUGCGUCUGGAUUCCAGCGACAGCCAGUUUAGUUCCUUUAGCAUGUCACAAUGAUGGGUCCUGUAAUUACAUUGUAGCACAAAUCGGCAGAACGAGUUAUACAAUGUGUUGAGUUUAUUAAUGUGGGAUUGCGAUGCAGACGCAUAUACUACAUCCCCAUAAUCAAUGAUUGGCAUCAGCAUUUGCUGUACAAUCUUUUCCUUUACUGUAGGGCUUAGGCAGGCUUUGUUUCUGUACAGGGCACCUAAUUUUGGAUAAAGUUUAGAUGCAAGCUUUUCUAUGUGCAGGCCAAAAGAUAGAUUGGGGUCUAAUAUCAUACCCAAGUAUUUGAAAGAGUGGACUGCGGUCAGUGUGCCAUUUGAAUUUGUUUUGAUGGAUAGGUGGGGAUUGUGUAAUUUCUGUAAUUUAGGUACUGUUCCAAAGAUCAUUGUGACAGUUUUGUCAGUGUUCAGGAAGAGUUUGUUUUUUGCGAUCCACUUUUCUACCUCUGUAAACUAUUCUUGGAGCAAAGCCUCAAGUUGCGGUAGAUUGGAUUUGCUCACAUAGAUUACCGUGUCAUCUGCGUACAUGUGUACAUUUGAGGAUUGGCAGACAUUAGGCAGAUCAUUUAUAAAUAAUUUAAAUAGUAGGGGGCCGAGAAUGGAACCCUGGGGAACACCACAUGUGACUGGGAGAGGGAGGGAGUCACUGUCAGAAAUGGACACAUAUUGCGAGCGAUCCGAUACAUACGAUCGAAACCAGUUUAAAGAAUGAUCACCAAUACCUGAGUUUUCGAGUUUGUGCAGUAGAAUGUUGUGGUCUACUGUGUCAAAGGCCUUAGCAAAAUCAAGGAAAAUAGCUCCAGUUAGGGCUCCUUGUUCCAUGCCAGUUUGGAUGUCAUUGCAAACUUUUAGGAGGGCAGUUGUAGUGGAGUGAUUCUGGCGAAAACCCGAUUGAUCAGGGGUCAGAUAGUUUAACUGUUGGUAGUACUCACAAAGUUGCGUAUGGACACAUUUUUCUAAGAUUUUUGACUAUACCGGGAGCAAUGAUAUUGGGCGAUAGUUAGAAACCAAAGUAGUGUCACAACUUUUAUGGAUAGGCACUACUUUUGCAGUCUUCCAAAGUUUGGGUAUGUAUCCAGACACCAAGGAUUCGUUAAUUAGAGUUGAGACGGGUUUAGCAAUUGCCGGCGCACUGAGCUUCAACAGCAUUGCUGGGAUUUGAUCAGGUCCGGACUGGUUUUUCAUUUUUAGAUUAUUAAGAUGUUUUUUAAUGACACUAACAGGUACAGGUCUAAAAUUAAACUUAUCUAUAUUGGGCCUUUGCAAAUUUAGUGGGGCCUGAUCCACAUUUGUAGUUUCAGGAUGUGUGUCAUUUAUUAGCUUGGCAAUCAGGGCAGUAGAGCAUCCGACAAAAUAAUUGUUAAAGGCAUUUGCUACAUCUAAGGGGAGUUGCAGGGUUUGGUUACCCACUUUGACAGUGGAGGGUUGGGAGUGGAUUGGGGGAGUUUGUAGUUUAUUUAUGACUUUCCAAAAGUUUCUAGGGUUUGAGAUGUUACUGUUCAGAUUUUCAUAGAAAUAUUGGGCCUUGGCCAGUUUUGUCUGUUUUGUGCAUAUAUUUCGCCAUUGUCUAUAUGCACCGUGAUCAUUCAUAGAGCCAGUACGCUUAAACAUAAAGCUACCAUGAGAAACAAAGCCAAAUCCUUGCUCCCUACACCAUUCAGCAAGUCACUAGUUAAAGUCCCUUACACUCAUCCGUCUAUUAUUCUGAAUGUUAUGCACAGACAGAACUUCAGAGAAUGAGAGUGUGGACACAACCUGCCGUAUAUCAUUGGCAAAAACACAAAACACUUCCUUUACCUCUGAAACCUCAUUGAAAGUCAAAUCAUUUGUCCCUAGAUGGACAAGUACAUUUAAUUCCCCUCCCUGCUUUGCUUGCUUAACAAUAUUACAAAUAUGUUUCCUGUCUGUGAGCUCCAGGAAGACAUCUCACAAAGCCACUAUUGUCCAAAUCCGCACCUCUUACGAUAGAAUUCCCCAACAACAACUGCUUUCUAUCAGACCUGACCUUGUCCUUUUUGUCAUUGGCUGCCAUCUUGCACACCUUAGAUAUAGAGGAUGCUGGUUCCACAAACGUUGUGCCUGAGCCUAUCUCCAUACUAUCAAUACAAUCUGAAAGUGCGGAAAAUGAAUUAUGUUAACACACAGACUGUGCAGUAUGUCUUUAUCCACAUCUCUAAGUCUACUAGAUCCUACAGUAAGCCAUCUGCUAUCCCUAGGACAUCUCUGCGGCAGUGGAUUUGAAACAGUUCCAGCCUGAGUUUGUUUAACAGAUAAUUUGCAAAUCUCAGACUUCAAAAAUACAAUCUCCUGUUGCAAUACAAAGAACUGCCUACAGAUUAAACCGCAUUGAAACCUCCAAAAAGCAGGGCAUGAAACAAAUGCAAAACAACUAAGUCUGCCAUUUUAAUUAGAUGAGGAAUUAAUAUCAAACACAUCUUACUUUUUGUUUCUUUUUUCUACCUUCUGUGUACCUCAGAUUACCCCCAGGGUAUCUCCAGAAACUCCAAGUACACUUUGUGGCACCACUUAGAAGCAGCAACCAAGCUAAAAGGUUAAAGGAACUUAACAUGUAUAGCUUGGAGGAAAGACGAGACAGGUGGACAUGAUAGAAACAUUUAAAUAUAUAAAGGGAAUCAACACAGUAAAGGAGGGGACUAUAUUUAAAAGAAGAAAAACUACCACAACAAGAGGACAUAGUCUUAAAUUAGAGGGGCAAAGGUUUGACAAUAAUAUCAGGAAGUAUUACUUUAAGAGAGGGUAGUGGAUGUAUGGAAUAGCCUUCCAGCUGAAGUUGUAGAGAUUACGCAUGCAUGGGAUAGGCAUAAGCCUAUCCUAGCUUUAGAAAAUUGGGCAUUUAGAUUUAGAAAAUUGUGCAGACUAUAUGGGCUGAUUGGUUCUUAUCUGCCGUCACAUUCUAUGUUUCUAUGUAACUGUGUAGAAUGGUCUUGAACCUUUUUUUUUUUAGUCCCGAGUUAUUAAAUAAAGUUUAAUUUAUAUAGUUUUUUUUUUUGUUUUUUUUAUACGGAGGGGCCUACUUUGGUCUUUUGUGCCUAGGCAUAUUAGACUAUAAUGAUUAACUUUUGUAUAUCCACUUAGGACUAGGAUCAUUUACAGCAAAAUGCAUUCUUAAGUUAAACACAAAUAUCGUUAUUGCAUCAAAAAUAGUGAUAUAAUAUUUUUGUCCCAGAAAUCCCAAUGUAUCCCAACAGCUAAACGGACAGAUUUCCGUGAAUCUGGUAAAUACCACAAAUCAUAAAACAAUUAUAAGUGAAUAAUCUUAAAACUCAAAGGAAUAAAUGGAAUCCACAGUACUUUUUCAAGACAAUACAUCUAAACUAAAGCCAUAUUCAUAUCCACGGUGCCAGAGGGUGCUACAGCUACAUAGUGUAAAUAAUAAAAUUUACCAUACUUCGGUUGUCUUACAAGUGUCUUAGAAGGAUUUACAUUAUUUUACAUUAUUUUUUUGUCAUUAUGAUUUAUACCUGUGGCUUCAUGUCUCCACAAAGUUUUUUUGACAUCUCUGUACAUCUCCCUUUUAAUGUAGAUUUUCCUACUAUGAUCACUAGGCGGCAGUAGUAUCUUAAUAAUCUGCAGGACUCUUCAGAGACCUAAAAUAUUUCAGAAUUCCUGGAUGUACCCAUUAAGAUCUUGACUUUAAAACUACUGGUCAAUAGUUUACCAGCACCUUUCAUGGCAAUGCUGCACAAAGCAGGAAAAUGUUAUAAUAAACUAAAAUUACAAGUGCAUACAUUUAAAAUAGGGUAUACUAUUGUAGAGUGAAACAAAGUAUAGUGUGCAAGCAUUAUGAAAUUUCCGCAAUUAUUUCCUGAACAUUAUUUGGCACUUUUGAUUAAGUUAAUUCUACUCUUUAGAAGUUUAUAUCCCAUACAUGGCCUAUGCAGUCAUGGUGGAAAUGCACCCAUUACAUGAUGUGCUUUGAACUUGUUUCACUUACUGUAUGGGUCCAUUCACUAUACUCUAUUGUAUGGCUUUUCCAAUUUAUUUUUAUUUGACUUUUUUAAACUUUAUUUUUUUUUUAUAUUAUAGUAAUAAAAAUAAUCUUUAAAACUAAAUGUAUUCUAGUAUAAUACUUUGCUACAACUAGUAUUCAUAUUUUUUUGUAUUGCUUAUAGUAACUGUUAUUUUUUUGUUUCUUUGUAAUAUAUUUUAAUAUAUAUUUAUUAUUCACAAUUUUUUAAUUUUUUUACAUUUUUAUUUUUAUUUUUAGGGCUUCUGCUGUGAAAGCUAAGGACACCAUAACAAUUCCCAUAGCGAUAACACCGUACAAGACUGGGAAGAAACAUCUACUUGUUGACCUGAACUCUGACAAGUUCAAAAAUAUGAAAGGUUAUGUUGAAAUAGAUGUUCAGGAAGCGGAGUAGUUCAAUUGCAAAAUCAAAAUGAAAAAAAUAAAGUAAAAAUCUGUUACAUUUCUACUUCAUUGCAACAGGUUGCAAUACAAUAGUAGAAUACAUACCUGUCAUGUUCUUGAAAUUUUGAGAAACUUUAUUAAUUCUUGAUGCGUAUUAAUGAACAUACGAACAGGUGCUUUGAACAUUUAAUUUUAAGAGUUCUGUUAUGCAAACAGCAUUACUAUUUCAUAUAGACUUUAUAUAUAUAUUUUUUUCUAAUAUUCCUUCCUUGGCAUCUGGAUGCCAAUUUGUGACAUAAUAUACUUUGUACAUGUAACAUAUCCACCUUCUGUUAUGCAUGGUCACUUGCAUUUUUGGAUAAAGAACAAAAAGAAAUUAAACAAUAACAUUUA
Molecule: messenger RNA, 30986 nt
Organism: Pelobates cultripes (western spadefoot toad)
Lineage: Eukaryota; Metazoa; Chordata; Amphibia; Anura; Pelobatidae
Source: the annotation of a GenBank genome assembly